Messenger RNA from Manacus vitellinus (golden-collared manakin), 2685 nucleotides. RefSeq names its product origin recognition complex subunit 1 (gene ORC1). The coding region runs from base 13 to 2565 and encodes 850 amino acids. Gene Ontology annotation, biological process: DNA replication initiation; mitotic DNA replication checkpoint signaling. The transcript is spliced from 16 exons. Gene Ontology annotation, molecular function: ATP hydrolysis activity; ATP binding; chromatin binding. Gene Ontology annotation, cellular component: nuclear origin of replication recognition complex. NCBI's taxonomy places the organism in Eukaryota, Metazoa, Chordata, Aves, Passeriformes, Pipridae. The record is from RefSeq and is a predicted model, not a curated record.
UCCUUGGGAAUCAUGAACACCCGGCAGCAAAGCAAACUUAUCUACUCCUGGUAUGGGAAACCCAUGAGCUCAGACAGAAAGCUGAGGACUACCCAGUAUAAGGGGAUCAUUAUUACCUCAGAAAGCAGCAGAACAGAAACGUGUAUACAGCUUGGGGACUUUAUUCUAGUAGAAGGGGUGAAUGCAGAUCGGCCUUAUGUAGCACAACUCCUGGAUUUAUAUGAAGAUGGUGCUCAGCACAAACGUGCAGUUGUGCAGUGGUUCUGUCAUAUUGGAGAGAUACCUCAGAAUAAAAGGAAGCUGCUUAAAAGAGAGAUUUCUCCCCAAGAGGUGUUUUUUGACCAAGUUCUUGGCUAUGACACUGAUAUAGAUGCACAGACCAUCAUUAAAAGCAUCAUGGUAAUACCACUACAUCCAGGGGAGGAACUACCUAUUACAUCAAACAAGGAACAAACUUUCUACGUGAAACAAUCUUGGGAUGGGAAAUGCUUUAAGGCUUUGUCCCCAGACACAUUCUCUAAGCUGAAAGCCAAGAAGAAAAAAGGCAGCACCCCGGACUCGUCAGAACCAUUUAUUCCUUCAGACAUCUGUACACCCCUGAAAAAAGAGACAGAGAGUGUUGUUCGGAGUGCCACAAAACCAAAAAAUGCUGAGUCAAAACAUUCUGUUUCCAAGUCCUCCCUUGCUAAGGAGAGGCAAUCACAGAGAGCAGCCAAUGACAUCAAAACCCCAACAGCAAGGAAGAAGUUGGAGUUAAGCAGUCCCACAAGAUCUAAAGGCAGGCUCCUGGGAAGUGAAGUUUUGGACCUUUUGGAUGAUGACCGUGAUGCCAUAGCACCGUUAGAAUCAGCAGCUACUAAAAGAAAAGUGACUUUCACAAGUGACAUUUUAGGCUCACCGCCAAAGAUCCCUUGCAGCAGUGAUAAAUCCAAGUCAGUAUCUGACACUGCAGAGCCCUGUGAGAGGUUCAGUGACACAAUUCGAUUGUCCCCCUACCCCAAGGCCAAAGACUUCAGUGAGAAAGCCAAGAACCUUCACGUGGAAGAUGGCAUCAUAUCUUUAGUUGGACAUCAGAAACCGGGCACUCAGAGCCCUGUGCUGACCCCUCGCUCCCGCAGAACAUGUGCACAGAGAACAAGUGCUCUCAUUGCACAGCACAUCAGCGUGUUGAACCAGGAAGAUGAUCUGUCCAGCUCUGACAGUUCUUACUCUUCAAGUAGCGAGGAAGAGGAGGAGGAGGAGGAGGAUGUGCCCUGUACACCAGAAAAGAAAACUAAAUCAAGCAGAAUAUUCAGCACCCCAAAAUCUUCUAGCAAGUCUUCAGUUCACACUCCUGCAAAGACCCCAAAGAAAACUCCUUUACCAGGAACACCCAAGACUCCCCGGAAUGCCACUCCUGAAAUUCCCAGGCGCAGCCAUGCAGCACAGAAACCUGCCAGUGUACUGGAAGAAGCCAGAUUAAGGCUGCAUGUUUCUGCUGUCCCAGAAUCUCUGCCUUGCCGUGAGGAAGAAUUCCAGGAUAUCUAUAACUUUGUGGAAAGCAAACUCAUUGAUGGUACAGGAGGGUGCAUGUACAUUUCUGGAGUGCCUGGAACAGGUAAAACUGCAACUGUUCAUGAAGUGAUUCGCUGCCUUCAGCAAGCUGCAGAAAAUGAUGAACUGCCACCCUUCCAGCUGGUGGAGAUCAACGGCAUGAAGCUGACAGACCCUCACCAAGCUUAUGUGCAGAUCCUAGAGUUACUGACAGGUCAGAAGGUGACAGCAACCCAUGCUGCAGUACUGUUGGCAAAACUGUUCAAUACACCUGGGCCCAAGAGGAAAACCACAGUGCUCAUAGUGGAUGAGCUUGAUCUGCUGUGGACCCGCAAACAGAACGUGAUGUACAACUUGUUUGACUGGCCCACCCAAAAGCACUCCAAGUUAAUCAUCCUGGCCAUUGCCAACACCAUGGACCUGCCAGAGAGGAUCAUGAUGAACAGAGUCGCCAGCAGGCUGGGCCUCACCAGAAUGGCCUUCCAGCCCUACACCUACAAACAGUUACAGCACAUUAUUUCAUCCAGACUGAAGGAUGUGAAGGCAUUUGAAGAGGAUGCAAUUCAGCUGGUUUCCAGAAAGGUUGCGGCGCUGUCGGGUGACGCCCGGCGCUGCCUCGAUAUCUGCAGGAGGGCCACAGAGAUCUGCGAGUUUGCUGAGCCAAAGAGAAGCCCUGAGAUAGUCGGGAUGGCCCAUGUCACCGAGGCCAUAGAUGAAAUGUUCUCAUCACCAUAUAUAAAUGCAAUCAGGAAUGCCUCAUUGCACGAGCAAAUCUUUUUGAAAGCAAUUUUAGCAGAGUUUCGCAGGGCAGGAGUUGAAGAGGCAACAGUCCAACAGGUGUACCACCAGCACAUGGCUCUGUGCAGGAUUGAAGGGAUGCAGAGGCCCACUGUGUCAGAAAUGAUGGCCAUUUGCUCCAGACUCGGUGCCUCCAGGCUCCUGCUGUUGGAGGCCAGCAAUAAAUACCUUCACAUGCGGGUGCGACUGAACCUCAGCCAGGACGAUGUCAUGUAUGCACUCAGGGAGGAAUAGGGCAAAAGAGAUUUUAUCCCUUUUACUGUGUGUAAAGGUUUUAGAUAUUGCCUAUUUUUAUUUUUUUUUAAACUGUUCAUAAAAUGGAAAUAGCUAAAUGUAUUUUUAUUAAAAUGCUUU